Staurois parvus is the source of this 352-nucleotide messenger RNA. NCBI's taxonomy places the organism in Eukaryota, Metazoa, Chordata, Amphibia, Anura, Ranidae. The record is from the annotation of a GenBank genome assembly.
CAUGUACGGCCACGUCCCUGUGCAUCUGUCUUCCAUCGCUCCAGGCACAAAUCUGCCUUGGGCCAUGUACUCUCCAUCGCCACACUCUGCCAUGUGCCACUUUCAGGUUCUCACUCACACAAACUGCUGGGUUCCAUUUUGUCAUAGGGUGCUGGCAGAUUACGGGCCUCCCAUUGCUGCUGCCAGGCCUUAAUCUGCCAUGGGCCCCUGUACCGCCUCCUCAUGCUGCUGCCAGGUCCACAGUGUCUCAUGGGUCCCUGAACCGCCUCCAUUGCUGCUGUCUCCAUCGCCACACUCUGCCAUGUGCCACUUUCAGGUCUCCUCACACUGCUGGUGUGUUCCAUUUUUUGUC